CUGAUACCCUCUGUGGCACCGGGAUAAAUCCCCGUGCAGGGCGCGCGCUGCACAAUGUGUGAGUGUGACGCUUCCUCUCCUGCGCUCGUGCAUCCUUCAGCACACACACCCGCUGUUCGUGCCUACAAUUGUGCAGAUGUGAGAGCAUCAUGGCAGCUUUUAAAGGCAUUUGGACGAAAGCAUUCUGGCGUGCGGUCUCUGGUGAAUUCUUAGCCACGUUAAUCUUUGUACUUAUUAGUCUCGGCUCAACCAUCAACUGGGCACCGGACAAGGAGAAUCCGCCACCUGCUGACCUGGUGCUCAUCUCGCUCUGUUUUGGGUUGAGCAUCGCUACCAUGGUGCAGUGUUUUGCUCAUAUCAGUGGAGGCCACAUAAACCCGGCGGUCACUGCUGCCAUGCUAGUCACGAGAAAGCUCAGUCUCGCCAAGGCCUUGUUUUACAUACUUGCACAGUGUUUGGGCGCCAUCACCGGGGCAGGGAUUCUCUUCCUGGUUACACCAAGUGCUGUUCAAGGCAGUUUAGGAGUUACAACAGUGAAAUCAAGUAUCUCAGUGGGUCACGCCCUGGUUGUGGAGCUGCUGAUCACGUUUGAACUUGUCUUCACCGUGUUCGCCACCUGCGACAACAAACGAAAUGACCUCAAAGGUUCAGCCAGCCUCGCCAUCGGUAUUGCCGUAGUCAUCGGCCAUCUUUUUGCGAUCCCUUACACCGGAGCCAGCAUGAACCCUGCUCGCUCUUUUGGACCUGCAGUCAUCACGUUAAGCUGGGAAAGCCACUGGGUGUAUUGGGUCGGGCCCAUUCUAGGUGGCAUUCUGGCAGCUGCAAUGUACGAGUACCUGUACUGUCCAGACACUGAACUGAAGAAAUGCUGCAAAGAGAUGUUCAUCAAAGAUUCAUCCGGAAAAUACAAAGAGGUGGAGUGUUCCAACAGCCAGCAUGCUGGAGAGCCAGAUGAUAUUACGAUCAGCCCCGUUUCUUCUUCAGAUAUGGAGAAAGGGGAGAAAAAGGAGGCUUUACUGGAUGUCCCGGGUGACGGGUUGUCCUCUGUAUGACUAGCAGUCAUGCUGGUGAAGGAGACCAAUGUGUAACAUGUCUCCAUCAUCAGUAUGCCAAGGGAUUCUGAACUUUAUCCAAUGCUAAUGUGGCUAACAAUGAAUGAAAUCAUGCUGGUUGAUGAUCACUAAAAGCAUGCUGGAACCACUUUACCUAAAUAUAUUGUAUAUACUAAAUUUAUCUUCAUUAUUAACACAGCAUUUUUGGCUUUUGGCUUGUCCCCAGGAGAACCCGUCCUUCCAGCACAUCCAGCAAAGUGUAUUUGAGCUGACAUGUGUCCUACUUGUGUUCAGUUCAACACAAGAACUCUGCAAGUUUCUUCUAGGGGCGUAACACAAUGCCAACCCAAAGUGGGCGUUGCCUAAAUAGGACAGUUUUUUAUUUAUUUAUUAUUAUUUUUUUUAUUAUUGAACCCUACCAAUCUGCUCCUCAAAGCCCUCAAUAAAACUUAAAAAUGCCAGGACUGUCAGCAUGUCCUGUGAAUUCUAACAGUUCCUCACCCUCAGCUACAUCACUCAUGACUGGUCUCAUCUCAAGACCUUUUUUUUAAAAAAAAAAAAAAUCCCUCUCACACAGUUAUUAUUUUUAUUUAUCUGCCUGCAAUAUAUUCUAACAAAUUUGAUUCAUUCUGUUUCCCAAAAUAAAAACAAACUAGCAGCCUAAUUUAAACCACCUCAAUCCUGACCAGGCAGUCAGGGUUGAACGAAUGAACGCUGUAUGUCCGUGUUAAUGAACGUUAUGCUUUCUUGUCCACCAUCACAGCCAUGUCUGACUGAUAAUAUUCCCCACACUCUUCAUCCAAUCAUCUUCAUACUAUAAAAAUCCCACUAAUCCAGCUCUCACCCCGACCUAACUGGAUUAAAUUCACAACGUGUAUAGAAAGCUGAUUCUGUGCUUAUUAAGAAAAUUACAGCACACUGCAUUAACUGAAAUAAUAAUAAUGAUAAUGUAUGGAGUCAGGGACUACGGCAGCUCAGUAGGAUCAUCAUGUUGAAAAGCCUCAGUUUAUUGCUGUUAGCAUCGAAUUUUAGAUCUAGACUGUAUUUUGCCAAGCAAUCACCUCAAAAUAUAUAUUUUUUCUUUUUUUGUUUUUGCUUCUCAAACAACCGGUUGCAAAAAUCUAUAUAGUCAAUGUACCACGCCCCACUUUCACUGACCCAAGCUCUCAACACUUAACAAUCAGUGGAAGCUAGCUGGAAUUGUUGGCUAAAAUGAUGAAUGCUAACCUCCAUAAUCUGUCAUAAAUAACUGAUAGAAUGCGCAAUAUGGGAACUCGCAAGAUUGACUGAUUUCUAAUAAGUAUUGAAUGAAUUAUUAGCACUGAAUGACUUGGCAGCUAAUACUGUAUGUUGAUUCUUUUAUCACUCUGGAUUUGUCUCACGUUGCCCUGGAGCAGCAUUAGCUUUCAAUUUUGUUCUAAAUGUAAUAUUAACUUAAAUUUAAACAACAAAUUAUGUGAUUAUUUGAAAGUUGUGUAUAGAUUAGAAUAUAUUUCAGAUACAGUGCCCUCUACUAAUAUUGGCACCGUUGGUAAAUAGGAGCAAAGAUGGCUGUGAAAAAUUGUCUUUAUUGUUUAACUUUUUGAUCUUUUUUUUUAACAAAUUCACAAAAAUACUCUGCUCUGUUGAAUAUCAAACAAUUGCAAGCAAAACACAGGUUUAUCAAAAAAUAUCUUUGUUGAAUAUAUGUUGAAUAUAGGUGAAUAUAGGUGUGCAACAAUUAUUUGCACCCCUACUAAUUCAUAUGAAAAAAAAAUAUAUUUGGAGUAUAUUGAUAUUGAUAUUUUAUAUUUUUUUAGUACAGCUGGGUGACUAGGAACAGGAAAUGUUCAACCAUGACUUCCGGUUUCACAGGGGUAUAAACAUGAGGUAACACACAGGCCAAAUUCCCUUAGUCAUUCAUAACAAUGGGUAAGACCGAGGAAUAUAGCUGUGAUGUGCAGCAAAAGGUUGUUGAGCUUCACAAAAUGGGGCGUGGCUAUAAGAAAAUAGCUCAAGCAUUGAAAACGCCCAUUAACACCAUCAGGGCAAUAAUUAAGAAGUUCCAGUCAACUGUAAAUGUUAUGAAUCGACCUGGAAUUGGACGUGUGUCUAUAUCGUCUCGACGCACUGUGAAGAGGACGGUUCGAGUGGAUAAAAAAUCUCCAAGGAUCACAGCUGGAGAAUUGCAGAAGUUAGUUGUGUCUUGGGGUCAGAAAGUCUCUAAAACUACAAUCUGAAGUCACCUCCAUCACCACAAGUUGUUGGGAAGGGUUUCAAGAAAAUAGCCUGUACUCUCAUCCAAAAACAAACUUGAGCGUCUUCAGUUUGCCAGACAUGACUGGAACUUCAGACCCCUUGCCAUGUAUUCUCCAAACUCAUCAGGCAUUAUAGAAGAAGACUCAGAGCUGUUAUCUUGGCAAGGGGACGUAGCACAAAGUAUUGACUAAAAGGGUGCCAAUAAUUGUUGCACAUCUAUUUUUAAAAAAAUAUAUUUUGUGAUAAACCUGUGUUGUGUUUGCAAUUGUUUGAUAUCCAUGAGAGCAGAGUAUUUUUGUGAUUUUUUUUUUAAACAAAAGAUCGAAAGGUUAAACAAUAAAGACAAAUUCUCACAGCCUUCUUUGCUCAUAUUUACCAAGGGUGCCAAUAUUAGUGGAGGGCACUGUACAUAAAAACACCUUCAAUACAGGAAAUGUAGACAAAGUGGAUGAACAAAAUGGGACAAUAUAUAAUUUCUCUUUUGUCAUAAUUCAUAGACACAUUUAUUCAUGUAUUAAUUCCGUAAUUUCUUUGUCGUAUGACUGCAGUAUGAAUGUUACGAGUACCAAAGUCCCCUGGAAAUGUUUUUCUUUCUUUCUUUUUUUUUUUUUUGCAUCUACAUUACUCCUUUAAAUGCUUUGUUGUAGAGAAAUGAUUUAAGAUCAGCCAUCAUAGCCAUGGUAGAUUUCAUUAUGUUUAAGGUUUAUGGACUGCAGGACCAAAUACAGAUAAGCGGUUAGUAUACAGUGUUAAAACCUGCUUCUGUGGAAUAUAAUGUUGCACAGACUAUCACACACUUCCGUCUCACAGCUCCAUAAGCUAUUGAACUGCAUUUCUAUGAUAAUCAGAGGUGUAUUAUCAUCAUCAUUGUAUAAUUUUGGCUUAAAUUUGUCUCAAACUGAAUUAAAAUUGUCUUAUGAUUAUA
Messenger RNA from Ictalurus punctatus (channel catfish), 4215 nucleotides. Its product is annotated as aquaporin-4. Gene Ontology annotation, cellular component: basolateral plasma membrane; plasma membrane. The record is from RefSeq and is a predicted model, not a curated record. The transcript has 5 exons. NCBI's taxonomy places the organism in Eukaryota, Metazoa, Chordata, Actinopteri, Siluriformes, Ictaluridae. Gene Ontology annotation, biological process: transmembrane transport. Bases 150 to 1052 code for a protein of 300 amino acids. Gene Ontology annotation, molecular function: water channel activity.